Messenger RNA from Penicillium verrucosum, 1428 nucleotides. RefSeq names its product glycoside hydrolase family 76 protein. NCBI's taxonomy places the organism in Eukaryota, Fungi, Ascomycota, Eurotiomycetes, Eurotiales, Aspergillaceae. Gene Ontology annotation, biological process: fungal-type cell wall biogenesis; carbohydrate catabolic process. Gene Ontology annotation, molecular function: mannan endo-1,6-alpha-mannosidase activity. The transcript is spliced from 6 exons. Bases 1 to 1428 code for a protein of 475 amino acids. The record is from RefSeq and is a predicted model, not a curated record.
AUGCGCGUUUUCAAUUAUGCAUCACAGCCUUCAUGGAUGGGUUUGCUGGCCGCAGCUCUACUGGGCACUUCAACUGUGCAAGCGAUAGAGCUGGACCUUGAGGAUGGAGCCAAACUGGUCGCCACCAACAUGAUGAGCUACUACACUGGUAUGAAUCCUGGUGAUAACCCAGGUAAUCUACCGGAUCCAUACUACUGGUGGGAGGCGGGUGCGAUGUUCAACAGCCUUAUCGAUUACUGGUUCUACACGGGCGAUGAUACUUGGAACGACAUCACGAUUCAAGGUUUGCUCUGGCAGGCUGGAGAGAACAAAGCAUUCAUGCCAGCCAACCAGAGCAAAACCGAGGGAAAUGACGACCAAGUCUUCUGGGCCUUCGCUGCUAUGACUGCAGCGGAGCGAAACUUCCCAAACCCGCCAGAAGGCCAACCCCAAUGGCUUGAAAUGGCCCAGGCCGUCUUCAACACUCAAGCUCCCCGGUGGGAUACUUCUUCGUGUGUGGGGAUUUUCACAUGGAACAAUGGCUACAAUUAUAAAAACACCAUCUCCACUGGCGGAUUCUUCAAUCUUGCUUCUCGUCUGGCAAAGUACACCAACAACCAAACGUACCAGGAUUGGGCUGAGAAGGCCUGGGACUGGACUGCCGAAGUUGGAUUCAUGACCCCCGAGUAUCGGUUCUUGGAUGGAGCUAGUGACCUCACUGAGUGCAAGCCAAUCAACCAGAUUGAAUGGACUUACAACGCUGGGGUAUACUUGCUUGGCGCAGCUAAUAUGUACAAUUUGACCGAAGAACCCAAAUGGAAGGAGCGCACCGAAAAGAUCGUCAAUGCUUCCAGUAUUUUCUUCUCUCACGACCCGCCCAACGUUAUGUACGAGCGAGCCUGUGAGACCGUCAAUACUUGCAUGGUCGACCAGCGGUCUUUCAAGGGAUAUCUUUCCCGCUGGAUGGCUCAAACUGCUCAGAUGGCCCCUUUCACAUACGACACAAUCAUGAAACGGUUAAAAGCCUCUGCACAGGCAGCUGCCAAGACUUGUACCGGUGGUAUCAAUAAGAAUGUGUGUGGUCUCAAGUGGACAGAGCAAAAGUGGGAUAAGACGAAAGACUUUGGUCAGCAGAUGGCUACCCUUGAAGUGAUUCAAGCGAAUCUGAUCACGCAUGUGGCAGCCCCGGUCACCAACGACGACGGUGGGACGAGUAAAGGCAAUCCGAAUGCUGGUACUAAGCCCGAAAGGCAAAUCCCGCCUGGUCUCGACUACGAUAUAACUUCAGGCGACAAGGCUGGUGCAGGCAUUUUGACUGUGCUGUUCAUGAUUGGCAUUGGCGGUUCCACUGGUUGGCUCAUUUGGGAUCAAGCCAAGACAUUUACGAUGAGACCAGCAAAAAGAGGGGUUGCAUACGUUGCAAUCACGUGUCCAUCGAACGACUCUUGA